AAUAUGAUAUAGCAGGAGAGGAGACCUUCUCUCUCACAUUACGAAGACAGCAUAAUUUCUUUCUUCUCUCUCUUUGCUUUCUUUUUAAAGUACCACAGAGAAAAGAUGUGUGGCGGUGCCAUUAUUUCCGACUUCGUUGAUCUGAAACGUGACCGGAAAUUGACAGCGGAAGACUUAUGGUCGGAACUUGACGCCAAUUCAGACCUCUUGGGCUUGGACUACGCUAAACAGUUUGAAGCUCAAAAGCCUGACCAAGUGAGGAACGAAAAUGGUGAAAAGAAGACGCAGAUGGAGGAUAAACCAAAGACUCAACGAGCUCGGAAGCACGUGUACAGAGGAAUAAGGCAGAGGCCAUGGGGGAAGUGGGCAGCUGAAAUCAGAGAUCCUCACAAAGGAGCUCGAGUCUGGCUCGGUACCUACAACACAGCCGAAGAAGCCGCCAGAGCCUACGAUGAAGCCGCCAAGCGCAUACGUGGCGACAAGGCCAAGCUCAACUUUCCUGAACAACCACCACCACCUCAAGCUGAACCUCCGUCUAAGAAACGCUGCAUUUCACCACCUGAGUUGACCCAGGCAAUCUUACCACAAGCACCGUACGUGGAUUUCGGGUUUGAAAACGAGUUUUAUCAAACGAAUGAGGUGGUGCAGAAUAACGAGUUGGAGCUGAAACAGCAAAUCUCGAGCUUGGAGUCACUCCUGGGGCUGGCACCAACAACUCAGCAGAUGAGUGGACACAGUUCGUGCGACUCAAACGAGUUCUGGAUGAUGGAUGAUGCGGUGAUGGCACCUGUUGUUGAUCAGCAAAAUCAUCAUCAUCAUCAUGAGGAUCAACUUCCAAGGUAUUAGGGAUGAGAUCAUGGGAUGAAAAGCAAAUAGUUUUGCAAUAGUACAUGUGGUUCUUCUCUGUUUUUAUGGUUUAAUGUGGGACUUGGAUUCAAAAGCUAGUAAUAUUGUGUACUGUAAAUUCUCGAGAGGUAAUAAGCAUAGAUAGAGAUGGUCAGCCAGAGCUAGUGCUUCCUGUUGCAUGCAGAAAAAGACUCCAUUUCUUUUUCUUCUUUCGUCUUUUUAUAAUAUAAAUGCAUUGUUGUUUUCAAAA
Mangifera indica (mango) is the source of this 1096-nucleotide messenger RNA. RefSeq names its product ethylene-responsive transcription factor RAP2-3-like. Gene Ontology annotation, biological process: ethylene-activated signaling pathway; regulation of DNA-templated transcription. Gene Ontology annotation, molecular function: DNA-binding transcription factor activity; DNA binding. NCBI's taxonomy places the organism in Eukaryota, Viridiplantae, Streptophyta, Magnoliopsida, Sapindales, Anacardiaceae. The record is from RefSeq and is a predicted model, not a curated record. The transcript is spliced from 2 exons. The coding region runs from base 106 to 846 and encodes 246 amino acids.